AUGGCACCAAUCACGAUCAUCGCUGUUAUGAUGAAUCACAUUCGAACCAAAAAGUACCAGUCAGUGCACGAGGCUGCGCCGGAGCUGCAAGAGGAGGCAGCGAAAGUCCUGGCGCAAGCGCUGGACAAGCACGAGGACAAGGUUUUCCGCAAAAGUGGCGCUGAGGGCCUGGGAUACCUCGGGGAGGCGGCAAUGAA
Molecule: messenger RNA, 197 nt
Organism: Symbiodinium sp. CCMP2456
Lineage: Eukaryota; Dinophyceae; Suessiales; Symbiodiniaceae
Source: the annotation of a GenBank genome assembly